This is a messenger RNA of Oryzias melastigma (Indian medaka), 1540 nucleotides long. It is a transcript of the gene cltb, whose product is annotated as clathrin, light chain B. Lineage: Eukaryota; Metazoa; Chordata; Actinopteri; Beloniformes; Adrianichthyidae. Gene Ontology annotation, molecular function: structural molecule activity; clathrin heavy chain binding. The record is from RefSeq and is a predicted model, not a curated record. Bases 103 to 798 code for a protein of 231 amino acids. Gene Ontology annotation, biological process: clathrin-dependent endocytosis; clathrin coat assembly; intracellular protein transport. The transcript is spliced from 7 exons. Gene Ontology annotation, cellular component: clathrin coat of trans-Golgi network vesicle; plasma membrane; clathrin coat of coated pit.
AUACAAUGGAUGGAUAAAAUAACUGCAUGUAGCCCCAGAGCCUCUGGUUACAGAACCCUCGUUUGAAUGUCGCAAUAACUGCAUUUUUUGUCAAUUCCAUGUAUGGCCACCAGAUGGAGACAAACUGCAACAAAAAUGGCUGACAACGGAGCACACCCGACCGAAGAGGACCCGGCUGCAGCUUUUCUGGCCCAACAGGAAAGUGAGAUAGCGGGGAUUGAGAAUGAUAACGACGGGUUUGGGGCGUUGGAGGAGGCGGAUAGUCUGCAGGCGUCUCAUCCGCAGACUGUAAACUAUGACUUUGAAGACGAACCUGCCACAGUGAAUGGAGAUAUAUUUGAGGAGUCCAAUGGCCCAACUGACAGCUAUGCAGCCAUCGCCCAGGUGGAUAUUCAGAGACAAGAACCGGAAAGUUUGCGCAAGUGGAGGGAGGAACAGAAGGCCCGCCUUGAAGUGCUAGACUCCGCUUCAAAGGCAGCAGAGGUGGAGUGGAGAGAGAAAGCCAAGAAGGAGCUGGAAGACUGGCAUUUACACCAGAAUGAGCAGAUGGAGAAAAAUAAAGCCAACAACAGGAUUGCUGACAAGGCUUUCUACAAACAGCCCAACUCUGAUGUUAUAGGCCUUGUGGCAUCAGAAGAGGCUUUCCUGGCAGAGACCGAUGGCGACACCCCGGGGUCAGAGUGGGAGCGAGUAGCUCGUCUCUGCGACUUCAACCCGAAAACCAACAAGCAGGCGAAGGAUGUUUCUCGAAUGCGCUCGGUCCUCAUCUCCCUUAAACAGACGCCUCUCGUUCGCUAGAUCACCUCGAGUGAAAUUUCUCCUCUGAAAAUUGCCUUUAUUUUUAACCUCACAAUUGCAUUAAGAGAAAUUUGUAUUUCCCAUUAAAAAAAAAAAGUCCUGUUAUGUUUAGAACCUUUUUAAAACAUCCUGCCUUUUAUGUAUUCUACUGUAUUCAAAUAGUAUAUUUAACCCGGCACUUACGAGAUAUGAUAUACUCUGUUACAUUCUCAUUUAAAUGGUCAAUUUGAUUACUAUUUAACCUUGUUUUUUCCAUUUAACCGUUACAAUAACCUCAAUGCAUGUCAAAUAUUUUUGGAUGAGCAGUUUUUAAGAUUAUUUUGAAACUAUUAUUUCAAACACAGACUAUAGAUUGUAACUACUUUUUCUUUUUCACCAAUUGAGGCAUAAAUACUGUUCUCUGGUGUAGCUGAAAAAUCGCCACAUGUAAAAAACACUUUUUCUUCACAAAUGUAAGCUUGUGGCCUUUCUGAUCCAGCUCUUAAACCAGAUGUUUCCAGGUCAAAUUUAACUAAAACUCUAGAGAAUAAGUUUAUUUAUAUAUUUAUCCGAAUUUUUAAAAAACAUUGUUUUGGAUAAUUUGAUACCCAUAUUUACAUUUGUUUUUCCAUUCACUUUUCUCCUUUUUGUUAACUUUGUGAUUUCUGCACAUCGGUUCACAAGUUGCCUGUUUGGACAUAAUAUUAAAGCAACGAUUGUCAAAAAGGGAAUUGGAAAUAAUAAAAGCAGUUUGUUCACCUGA